AUGUAUGGUCCUCACAAUCCUUCAUUUAUUUUAAAUCCUGAAUCAAAAUUUGAUAAAGACUUAAUUGGUACUUACCAUUUUCAUCGUGGGGAUGUUAAAUCAGAUGAUUUGAAAAAGGUUUUUAUAAAAUUUGGACAAGAAAUCUUGAAUAAUAAAUUAGUAUUAAAUGAUUUAUACGACGUAGGAUAUGACAUAAGAAGAAAAUGGAUUUAUGCUAUCAAAGAAAUACUUGAAGUUAUGACGAAAAAAAAUGAUUGUAACAUCAAAAAAGAUUUUCAAAUAAAUGUUAAAGAAAUGAAUGAAUACUACGACAAUCAUUUUAAAAAUUACAAGGUGAGUUUCCAAACCGAAAAAAUCUAUCGUCAAGCAAUCAAAAAAUUCGACUAUUACAUUAAAUUAAACAGAAGAGAACUUCAGCAAAGUGACGGAUCUUAUUACUCAAAAUUUUCAAUUCACUCUCAAGCCUCAGAAUACAAAAUUAAUGCAACUUAUGUUUUACAACAUUUAACUGAAAAAAAUCCAGUUGUGCUCAAAUUCCAAGAAGAAGUUUUAUCAAAUAAGAAUGUAUUGGAAAUGAUUUUCAAAGAUGAUGCUAAGCGCCGUCAAAAAUUUGCUAAAAGUUGGAGACAAUUCUUAUUGUUAAUAGACAAAGAGGAUCAAACAUUUAAACAAGAAAAUGAUUUAGUAGAUCAUUUCAAUUAUUUAAAAGAUAAUGCUGCUGAUAGUGUGUUGGUAACAAAUAAAAGUAUUGUUAAAGAUUCAUUAUUUAAUUUUAAAAAAAUAUUAAAUUUAGCAUAUGGCUACAAAUAUUCUCCAUCCAUGAAAAGAGCUCUUGAAGAAGAAGAUUUACCCUCACAAUCAAAAAAAAUUAAAAUUUCAACUGCUGAAGAUGAGCCAAUUGGAUUCAAUAAACUUGAAGAAUUUGAAGAUGAACUGGCUGGAAUAAUUUCAUCAUCAAUUAAAGGAUUAAUUGAUUUUUUUUCGCCAUGUGUUGAACGGUUAGAUGAUGAUGAAAAAAUUUUGCUCGCUGAUACUAUUCGUGAAGAAUUGAUGUCAAUGCAAGCAGUAUUGAAACGAAUGCUGAUCAAGGAACUUGAAGAUAAAGGUGAACUUAAUUAG
Molecule: messenger RNA, 1119 nt
Organism: Lodderomyces pseudojiufengensis
Lineage: Eukaryota; Fungi; Ascomycota; Pichiomycetes; Serinales; Debaryomycetaceae
Exons: 1
Coding region: 1-1119 (372 amino acids)
Source: RefSeq, a predicted model, not a curated record